Messenger RNA from Periconia digitata, 1434 nucleotides. The record is from the annotation of a GenBank genome assembly. Lineage: Eukaryota; Fungi; Ascomycota; Dothideomycetes; Pleosporales; Periconiaceae.
AUGCAGAAUCACAACAACUACCAACCGAGCCAAAGACCAGCUCGAGGUGGUGUUCAAGAGACGUCGCAGCGGAGCAGUGCCGUGGCCCAGCCUCCCGCCGCUGUGCACCCUAGGAAUCAUUCCGAGGGUAAGAUAUCCCACACGUCAACCUCUCUGAUGCCUUUGCUGCACGAGCAAAACGAGAACUUUGGCUUACAUGUUCCCUAUCUUGCAGAUUCGUGGGUAGAGAUAGGCUCCAGGCCUUCCUCAUCCUCCCUGUCCUCGGCCGCCGACACCGAUAUUGUGACUACGGGCCUUAGAGUCCAACACGACUCUAACCUACACCGUCAACGGCGACGGCCGCGGAACGCUGAUCAAUUUCGAGUUGGCACCGGUCACCGUGUCGCAAGUGGAGGAGGAGACAACAGUAGUCAGGAGGAGUACGACGAGAGUGAGAGCGAGUCGGACCGGGUCUUGACGUCGUCGAACGAAGGCAUCGGUCCCUCGCCUUUACAAAACCAAACUCGCUCCCCUUACUCGCGGGCUUCCUCAGACACCAUGUCUGAACGAGAAGACGACGAUGACGACGAGAACGCCACGGCUGUAAACUACCCAAGAUCCUCCCGCCGCCAGUUCGAACCACGUCCCAACGCCUUCACCCACCCAAGCAACCAACCCGCCAUCCGAUCACAAUCCGGCACAGCAUACACUCCGCGUCGACCAGCUCCAAGAACCUCAACCCAGCGUCACUCCUACCCAUCUUCCCACUCCCCCUACAACAUCCUCUCCCCAACCGCCCAGGCAGAACACGACGAAGUCCUCCGAGCAUCUCUCUCUACCCUCCUCUCCGCCGCCGCAGCCGUCCGUGGUCUCCCCAAACCAGGUCAACCAUCCCGCACGACCACCUCGACCCGCGUAGACCCCACUACCCUCCGCAUGGUCCCCGAAUCCGCCCUCCUUGGCGACAUCCAGGAAGAAGCACGUAGCACUUCCACAAACAACAAUACUCGCGAGACGGCAUCUUCAUCCUCCCCCCACCGCUCCCCAAGUACAUCUCCCUCAGACCACUCCAAACGCAAAGCCGCUACUAGCCCACCUCCGCCCCUCACUUCUCCCACCACCACCAACAACAACAGCGUAGCCAGUAAAGACCACCGUCGCGCCGUCAAAAAAGUCCGCGGUGUAGGCCCGCUGCUCGUCGACGAUGUCAGUCCUACGCUCUUGACGUGGGUCAUUAGCGCGAGUGUGCUUGCUAUUGUCGGCGUUGUCAGCUUCUCGACUGGGUACUCGCUGGGCAGGGAAGCGGGACAUGCGGAGGCGGCGAGUGCAGCGGCUGGUGGCGCGGGCGAGGUCGCGGGCGCUUGUGGGAAGGAGGUCGGUGCUGCUGCUGCUAGAGGUGGAGGGUUGGGGAUUCGGAGGUUGAGAUGGAGUGCGGGGAGUGGAGUUAGGGUCUGA